Actinia tenebrosa (Australian red waratah sea anemone) is the source of this 1878-nucleotide messenger RNA. Its product is annotated as tRNA wybutosine-synthesizing protein 5. NCBI's taxonomy places the organism in Eukaryota, Metazoa, Cnidaria, Anthozoa, Actiniaria, Actiniidae. The record is from RefSeq and is a predicted model, not a curated record.
GUCUCCAAAACCCGCCCUCACUUUACUGUAAAAGCUCAUCUGUUCUCUCUUAACACUGUAUAUAUGAUACAACUGAGUACAAGUUGACUUAAUACUUAGACACUUAGGACUCAACAAAAAUUAUGUUGGCUCGUUUGCUCUCAAAGAAACCAGUUUUCUUUUUAUACCUUGCAACUUUGAUUCUUACAUAUCUAAGUUUAUUCGAAUGUAGUGAAGUGGACCAGAACAAAAAGAAAGGACACUUGGAGCCAAUUUUUUCCUACGGUAAACGUCACCAAGUUGAAGUCUUUGAAGGAUUUCCAACUCCAAAACAGUUCUUCCAAGACUUCGUGUCUCCAUCGAAACCAGUCUUAUUCAAAGACGCAGCUAAGCGUUCUCCUGCCUACAAGUUAUGGAACGAUGAAUAUUUUCUUUCGUACCCAGAAAGCCGAGAAUAUAUCGUGACAGUUGAGACGAAAAAGAAAGAAAACAGAAGUCAACCAGCAAACGAUGUACCCUUCAGCACAUACUUAAAACACUACAGAAAGAAAGACGUUUAUAUGGUCAAUAGUGUGCCUAAUUUUCUAAGGAAGGAUGUUCUAGUUCCUUCUUGCUUGGCUUGUGAGAACAUGAUCCAUGAAAACUUGUUGUAUAAUAUGAUGUGGAUGAGUAAUGGUGGAACUAAGUCUGUAUUGCACAAUGACUAUGCUGAGAACUUAAACUGUGUCUUCAGAGGAAGCAAGAGGUUCUUUAUCGUGGAUAAGAAAUACAUGGAUCUGAUCAAUGUAACAGAUCUGGGAUACUCAAGUGUGGAUGUUGACAGGGUUGACCUCGAUCAGUACCCAGGUCUAUACAACAUGGAACAUUAUGAGGUGACAAUCAAUCCUGGCGACUGUCUGUAUGUUCCCUUCCUUUGGGUGCAUCAGGUGACGUCAUUCAAUCACAACAUAGCAGUCAACAUAUGGUGGAAAAACAAGGCGGAAGUAGACUUUGAUCACUGCGAUCCUGAUGCUAACCUGACUCUAAAAGAUGUGACGUUUGUCGGGUUCGACAAAAUCUACGAUGCAGAGCAUAAAAUGAUCAGAGGGAGACUGAACCACAGAAUCAAAACCAAGGGACCAAUGAGAUUUGAAGAUUUGAUGGAAGUCAUUAUAGAGGCAGGCGAUCUUGUGGAACCUGAUUCACAAAUGGACGGCAAGAUAAGAGAACUCAUGAAAAAGGUUUUUGUUAUCUUAGACGUAGAUCCAACAGAUGGUGUGAUUACUAAGAAAGAGCUGGACAUCCUAAGCCAAGAUAACUUGGAGACCAUUCGAAACCUGUUCAACGAAGUCAUUGAGCUGCAACAGCAGCAGGAAAAUACAAACCUACCACCCCCUGUCAAAAGAGAAUUGGCUGACGAACAGCUGCCUCCUGAUUGGUCAAAAGAGGAAAGACAAGGUGAGGAUGAGUGGGAGGAAAAUGAUCUAACGGACUUGUGGGAUGAUGCAGACGGCGAUCACUGGCCUCCAGCUGGCGGCGCGCUUGUUGAACCAGAAAUAGAACCAAGUGCGGAAAAAGAAGAAUUAUGAUAAAUCAUCUUUCUCGUUGACUCCGAUAAUAUCUUGGCACUGUAGUAUAAAAAAUAAAUAAAGCAUGGCUUGUAAAAGAAAUAUUUAUAGAUAAAAAUUCAAAAUAUUUUUACAUUGCAUACAUUAUAAGUUAUUUUACUAUUAAAGCUACCCAUUUGUCUUUUUUGAAUUUUAAAGAAGGACAGGAAACGAGCUUAUCAUGCAUUGAAUUGUGGGAUAUUUUGGGAAACCGAGGUGAAACAGCUCCGCCAUCUUUUAUCCCAUAAUAUAUACAGGCCCAUAAUCCUUUGCCAGUUUAUCUUUAAACGUUGAACAGGGGAACUUUAAAAAA